GCCUUGAGCUAGGUCGCAGUGCUCCAUUGCGAUCCCAAGCUCCUCCUUCAUCCAGCGCAAAGACUAUGGGAAGAGAUUUCCGUCGCUACCACCGGGAGCGAUGUGCCUCGGCCCCUACCGUCUCGGGAUAUUACGAGAGGUUCCCAUCGCAGGAGCCUCCGUUUCGUCCAAACUUAAGAUACAUCAAUCCAGACGUGGGCUAUGAGGCACCACAUCGAUCCGCAAGGACUGCUGUCCCUGGCGCUGGAGAAUCGACGCUGGACCAGCGGCUGAUCGAUCGAAAUCCAGACGGGUGGAGGCCUUGCCACCGCUACAUUGAUCCUGGAAGUGGCUCGCGCAGCGAGAAGCCAUUCCGGCCUUGCGUGAAGAAAGUUCCAGGCCCGCCUGAUAACCGAUCCGAUCCAUGGAGGUCGAGCAAGCACGCUGUAAAGCACGUCGACGAGAGCAAGGGCGACGAUAAGUGGAGGUCGACGCGACACAGGCCAUCCAUUUUCGAGGACUGGUACCUCGACGCCUCGCUCCAGGAGGACUGGCGCUCGACGAAGAAGCCGGCUCGCUACACGCACCAGCCCGAAUGGGUUCCUCCUUUCAGGGAAUACGAGGGCAAAGUUCCUCAGCGGGUAACACUCUAGCUUGUCUUUGAUUGCAAGC
This is a messenger RNA of Selaginella moellendorffii, 651 nucleotides long. RefSeq lists its product as uncharacterized. The transcript is spliced from 4 exons. Lineage: Eukaryota; Viridiplantae; Streptophyta; Lycopodiopsida; Selaginellales; Selaginellaceae. The record is from RefSeq and is a predicted model, not a curated record. Bases 66 to 632 code for a protein of 188 amino acids.